UGAGGCGGCUGGGGCGGCUGAGGCGGCUGAAGCGGCGGCGGCGGUGCUGCUGCUGUACCGCGCGGGCCACGGUCUCCGCUCCCUGCUCCGGCCUCGACCACGGCGAGCCUGAGCGCGGCGGCGGCCCACGCGCGGCGACGGGAAGAGAUGAGCAACAACAGCAACAAGAGAGCGCCGACGACAGCCACUCAGCGACUGAAGCAGGACUACCUUCGAAUUAAGAAAGACCCGGUGCCUUACAUCUGUGCCGAGCCCCUCCCCUCCAACAUUCUGGAAUGGCACUAUGUGGUCCGAGGCCCUGAGACAACCCCGUACGAAGGCGGCUAUUACCACGGAAAACUAAUUUUUCCCAGAGAAUUUCCCUUUAAACCUCCUAGUAUUUAUAUGAUAACCCCCAAUGGAAGAUUCAAGUGCAAUACAAGGCUGUGUCUUUCCAUCACGGACUUCCACCCGGACACGUGGAACCCGGCCUGGUCCGUCUCCACCAUCCUGACCGGGCUCCUGAGCUUCAUGGUGGAGAAGGGCCCCACCCUGGGCAGCAUCGAGACAUCGGACUUCACGAAAAGACAGCUUGCUGCCCAGAGUUUAGCGUUUAACCUAAAAGACAAAGUCUUCUGUGAACUGUUCCCCGAGGUCGUGGAGGAGAUUAAACAGAAGCAGAAAGCACAAGACGAGCUCAGCAGCAGACCGCAGGCGCUCCCCCUCCCCGACGUGGUCCCAGACGGGGACGCGCACCACGGCCCGAACGGGCUUCAGCUGCUCAACGGGCACGCGCCGGGCGCCGGGCCGCACCUGGCGGGGCUGCAGCAGGCCAACCGGCACCACGGACUCCUGGGCGGCGCCCUGGCGAACUUGUUUGUUAUCGUCGGGUUUGCGGCCUUCGCCUACACGGUCAAGUACGUGCUGAGAAGCAUAGCCCAGGAGUGAGCCGCACGCCGUGACCUCUAGGGGGUCAAAUACGAGGGACGCCGGGCCCGGGCUAGACACUGGCUGGCUGGACGCACCGCACCGUCGGCGCAGGGCGGACCCGCCUGACUCCUGGGGUUAGCUUUUUAGAACCUGUUGAGAGGAAAACAAGAACAACCGCGUGUGUGGUUUGGAUGUGGAGCGCUCAGACACGGGUGCCGGCCCCCGUCCUCGCCCGGGGGCUCGGGGGUCGAGGAGGAGGGGCCUCACGCUUUGGUUUUAUACCGCAUCUCCUGUAUUGUCUUUUGGACCUGUUUUAGUAAAUCUGUUUUUCAUUUUAUAGAUUUGGUCACUUAAAAAUACAAAACUCAAUGCCUAUCAAA
Molecule: messenger RNA, 1289 nt
Organism: Pteronotus mesoamericanus
Lineage: Eukaryota; Metazoa; Chordata; Mammalia; Chiroptera; Mormoopidae
Gene: UBE2J2
Product: ubiquitin conjugating enzyme E2 J2
Exons: 7
Coding region: 148-927 (259 amino acids)
Source: RefSeq, a predicted model, not a curated record